GAUACUUGCGAAAUGAAAAGUUGGAAAGAUCAUUUAAAUAAAUUUGUACCAACUAGUGCAUCACAGGACAUUUUCCGUACGGUCAAUGAAAACCCAUGUGUUUUAUUAACAAGCUCCUUUGGAUCGGGAAAGACUGCAAUUGCAAUAUACAUAGCUGACAAGCUUGAAAAAGAAGGCUAUACAAUAAUAUUUGUUUCCUCUUCAGAAGAAAUCGUUAAACGCUGUUAUCCAAAUCAAAGACAACUCUUUCUUCUUGAAGACCUAUUUGAAAGACAGCGUCCCAAAAUAUGUGAUUUUACUGACCAGUGUAGAAAUCAUUGGUCAGCAAUAAAUGCAAUAUUUAUUGAAAACAAUCAUGUUAAAGUACUAAUAACCUGCAGGACAUAUAUUUAUGAAAUGAAUGUGGAAUACUUUACCGAUGUUAGAAAAUAGCGUUUCCUUAGUUCAUAAAGAUCUCAUGUCAGAAGACCUACAAUUGAGUUUGGAUGAACGAAGAAACAUUUAUAAGUAGUACUUUGAAUCAAUAAUACCAGAAUCGAUUUCUAAGGACACCUUAUUGCUGUACCAUUUUUAUCCUUUAAUCUGUUCGUCCUAUGACAAAGGCAAUUUUGUAAAAUAUCUCGGACAUCCUGACAAAAUAAUUCGUGAUAAAGUUAAUGACAUUUUAAAAAAUAAAGAUAUUAGUUUUCUUGUUUUAGCGAUUCUUGUCGUCUUGAAUAAUGAAGUUGAUAAAAAAAUGCUUUCUGAUGCAGUUCAGAAUGAAACAAAAGACUUUAUUCGAGACAUUUUUGAAGAAUCUGGUUUCAAACAAUACCCAACAAAACAUGUUUUGCUCAUGUCAUUUACUUCUUUACAUGGAGAAUUUACAAAGUGCAAUGGAAACGUCUUUUCUUUUGUGUCUACCGAAUUAUUUGACAGUGUUGCAUCAUGUAUUGGAGGAUCAUUUAUUCAAAGUAUCCUGAAAUACAGCAGUAGUGAAUUUAUCAUGGAAAAACUCCAACUAUAUUCGUCACAAGAAGAUAAUUGUCCAUAUUCUAUAAAAGUACCACAGGAUAUGGAAGAUUAUUUUUAUCGUCGUCUUACAUCAGAUAUGAAUAGGCGCCAUUUUGUUGAUAUUUUAAGUAAUAAACUGUUCGAAAAUGCCGCUAACAGGACACAAUUCAUCAAGUAUUUAGAAAAACGCGUGAAAUCAGAGAAUCUGGUCGACGCUACAACUGGGUCAACAGUUUUUCAUAUUGUUUCAGCAUUAGGAUAUUCAGAUUUUCUGAAACAUUUUUUAGAAUUCGACAACUGUCAAAAUAUAAACACCAGAAAUUUCAAGGGAAGAACAUCUCUUCAUUUAGCAAGUAAAAACGGAAAGAUGCAAUGUGUUGAAUGUUUAUUACAACAAAAAGUUGUCUUGGAUAGAAUUGAUAAAAUGGAUAAGAAAGGUAGAACUGCACUUCAUUAUGCAUGUAGAGCAGGAGAUAAAGAUAUUGUUAAAUGUCUGAUAGGAAGUAAAGCAUCCACAAAUAUAGUAGACAAAAAGAGUAGGACACCACUCCAUAUAGCGUGUAUAAAGGGAUUUUUAGAUACAGUCAAAUGCCUUGCUGAAAAUAAAGCAAAUAUCAAUGAAUCCGGCAAAGAUGGCAAAACCCCGCUUCAUUAUGCAUGUGAAAACCGUUUUGGUAAUAUUGUGAAUACCUUAAUUAUGGAAAAUGCUAUUGUCAACAAACCUGAUGAUCAAGACUUAACACCUCUCCAUAUUGCUUGUACAUAUGGGUAUGAGGAAAUAGUGAAACUAUUAUUGGACAAUAAACCAUUGACAAAUAUUAAAAACAAACAAGGACAAACAGCAGUGAACAUUGCUAUCCAAAAAGGAUUUCAAAACAUAUCAAAAUUAAUAAUAGACUCAUCAUAGA
Molecule: messenger RNA, 1901 nt
Organism: Mytilus californianus (California mussel)
Lineage: Eukaryota; Metazoa; Mollusca; Bivalvia; Mytilida; Mytilidae
Product: serine/threonine-protein phosphatase 6 regulatory ankyrin repeat subunit B-like
Exons: 1
Coding region: 737-1900 (387 amino acids)
Biological process (GO): positive regulation of transcription by RNA polymerase II
Cellular component (GO): nucleus
Molecular function (GO): protein binding; transcription cis-regulatory region binding
Source: RefSeq, a predicted model, not a curated record